Messenger RNA from Gongylonema pulchrum, 2376 nucleotides. Lineage: Eukaryota; Metazoa; Nematoda; Chromadorea; Rhabditida; Gongylonematidae. The record is from the annotation of a GenBank genome assembly.
GAUAGUGACCAGGAGUUCGAGCACCUGCUGAAAGAGCAUGAAAAGCAGUUGGAUGAGGAAGAACGGGAGAAGGAAGAGCGCCGAGCAGCGCGCGCGCGUGCGGCCAAGAAAAAGGGCAAAAAGAAAAAGGGGGAGGAUGGAUAUGAGACCGAUCAUCAAGACUACUGUGAAGUGUGCCAGCAAGGAGGCGAGAUUAUAUUGUGCGACACGUGUCCUAAAGCAUAUCACUUGGUUUGUCUGGACCCGGACAUGGAGGAACCACCGGAAGGCCGAUGGUCUUGUCCAACGUGUGAGGCCGCGGGCAUUGUGAAGGAGGAAGAGGAGGAGAAGAAAGUCACCACAAACAUGGAAUUUUGUCGAAUUUGUAAGGAAGGGGGCUGGUUAUUGUGCUGUGAUACCUGUCCGAGCUCGUUCCAUGCCUAUUGCAUAAAUCCGCCACUUACCGAAGUUCCAGAAGGAGACUGGUCUUGUCCACGUUGCUUAUGUCCGGAACCAAAAAAUCGCCCGGAGAAGUGUCUUUCAUGGCGUUGGACCGAAGUCGCUUAUCCACCACCAAUGACUGAAGAGGAAUUGAAGGAAUUUGAAGCGCAAGAAGGCGAUCGAAAAAUCGCUCUAAAACCUCUUAAGGAACUCCCAAAUCGCAGAGAGCGUGAGCUGUUCAUUAAAUGGAAAUACAUGAGUUACUGGCAUUGCGAAUGGCUUCGGAAGAAAUAUGAAACGCAGCCGGAUUUUAUUACCGAAACAAGUGGCAAAUUGCAUGAUUAUCAGUUGGAAGGGGUUAACUGGCUGCGACAUUGCUGGUCCCAAGGCACCGAUGCAAUUCUGGCCGACGAGAUGGGCCUCGGGAAAACAAUUCAGUCGAUGGUGUUUUUGUACUCGCUGGUGGCAGCCCCACUGUCAACACUGAUCAACUGGGAGCGCGAAGCAGAGUUUUGGUGUCCCGAUUUCUACGUCGUCACAUAUGUUGGUGACAAAGAUAGCCGCACUGUUAUUCGGGAGCACGAGUUUUCAUUUAUCGAAGGAGCGGUGCGAGGUGGAGUGAAACCAUCGCGUAUGAAAACUGAUCAGGGCAUCAAGUUCCAUGUCUUGCUCACCUCUUACGAGCUUAUCAACAUUGAUAAGACGAUCCUGUCUUCAAUUGAAUGGGCUGGAUUAGUGGUCGACGAGGCGCACCGUUUGAAGAAUAACCAGUCGUUGUUUUUCCGUACAUUGCGCGAUUUCCGAAUUAACUAUCGUUUGUUGCUUACGGGCACACCAUUGCAAAACAACUUGGAAGAGCUCUUCCAUCUGCUGAACUUCCUUUCACCUGAAAGAUUUUACGAUAUGGACUCGUUCACGCAUGAAUUUGCUGAAAUUUCAAAGGAAGAUCAGAUCCAGAAGCUUCACUCCUUGCUGGGACCGCACAUGUUGCCUAGCAUCGAGGCACCGAAACUGAAGAAUGGAAUGUAUGAAGGCGCCGCACUGGUGAAGGCCUCCGGGAAGUUCGUGCUGUUGCAGAAGAUGCUGAAGAAACUAAAGGAUCAAGGACAUCGUGUUUUAAUCUUCUCUCAAAUGACCAAAAUGCUGGAUAUUAUGGAAGAUUUUUGUGAAAAUGAAGGAUACAAAUAUGAGCGCAUCGAUGGCUCAAUCACUGGACAAGCACGUCAGGACGCAAUCGACCGAUUCAAUGCUCCAAAUGCGCAGCAGUUUGUAUUCCUAUUAUCAACAAGAGCAGGUGGACUGGGAAUCAAUUUGGCCACUGCAGAUACUGUUAUCAUUUAUGAUUCAGACUGGAAUCCACAUAAUGAUAUUCAGGCAAUUCUUUUUCCCUUCGCCUUCAGCAGAGCGCAUCGUAUUGGGCAGCAGAGAAAAGUGCUCAUUUAUCGGUUUGUUACGCGUAAUUCAGUGGAGGAACGGAUUACAUCUGUGGCAAAGAAGAAGAUGUUAUUGACUCAUCUGGUCGUUCGUGCUGGCAUUGGGCAAAAGGGACCGUCGAUGAGCAAAAGUGAAUUGGAUGAAGUAUUACGCUGGGGCACCGAAGAGCUUUUCAAGGAAGACGAAACAACCACUGAGGGCGAGCAGGGCGAAAAGAAGACUAGUGAGCAAGAGAUUAUUUGGGAUGACGAGGCAGUGGAAGCUCUGUUGGAUCGGUCGGCUGACGACCCGAAGGAAAAAGCGGGCGAGAAGAAAGAGCAUUGGAGCAACGAAUAUCUUUCCUCGUUUAAAGUUGCGCAGUAUACCACUCGGGAAGCGGACGAAGAGGAGGCCGAGGAGGAAGUCAGUAUUUUUUUGGGUGAAGUUAACUUAUCAAACUGCUGUCACGCGUUCAGAAUGUUCCUGAUUGUAAAAUUCUCUCUUUUGCAUAUGGCAAGCGGUAUAUUAAGGAGCCUGGCGUAG